Molecule: messenger RNA, 2866 nt
Organism: Cephus cinctus (wheat stem sawfly)
Lineage: Eukaryota; Metazoa; Arthropoda; Insecta; Hymenoptera; Cephidae
Gene: PIG-N
Product: GPI ethanolamine phosphate transferase 1
Exons: 8
Coding region: 16-2574 (852 amino acids)
Biological process (GO): GPI anchor biosynthetic process
Cellular component (GO): endoplasmic reticulum membrane
Molecular function (GO): mannose-ethanolamine phosphotransferase activity
Source: RefSeq, a predicted model, not a curated record
AAUGUAGACACAUUAAUGCAGUGCUUCAUCAACAUUAUGGGAAAUAACAAGUAUAGCAACUUUGCUAGUGGUUAUCUAUUUGGAAUAUGGGGUCUAAUGAUGCACUUGGUGAUCCUGUGGGGUGUCUUAGAUGCAAAUUUUCAUUCUCCGAUAAUUAAAGAUUUACCAAUAAUAAAACCACCUGUCGGCGCUCCAGCAAAAAGGCUUUUGCUUUUUGUAGCAGAUGGUUUGCGCUUUCGAACAUUUAUAGAGAACCCACCGCCAUAUCUCAAAAAUGUGAUGGAUGAACAUGGAGCUUGGGGUGUUUCCCACACCAGAGUACCUACAGAAUCGAGACCUGGAAAUGUAGCCAUAGCUGCAGGUGUCUAUGAAGACCCCAGUGCUAUUUUUACAGGAUGGAAAGAGAACCCAGUGGACUUUGAUUCAGUCUUUAAUCAAAGUUAUAAAACGUGGGCGUGGGGUAGUCCGGAUAUUGUUCCUAUGUUCGCAAAGGGUUCAGAGACCAAGGUACAUGGUGAGAGUUAUCCUGCAGAGUGGGAGGAUUUUGAUGGUUCAACAAUCCGAUUAGAUUCCUGGGUCUUUGAGCGAUUUUCAAAUUGGCUUGAGACUGAUGCAGCAACUGUAAAAAAUAAAACUCAAAUCAUAUUGUUCUUCCACUUGUUGGGAUGUGAUACAGCAGGACAUGCCAGCAAACCACAAUCCAGUGAGUACCUGGAUAAUAUGAAAUACGUGGACCAGCAGAUAAAGGAAGUUGUAAGCAAAACAGAAGCUUUCUUUGGAGACAACCACACUGCAUAUCUCUUUACUGCUGACCAUGGGAUGACUGACUGGGGUUCUCAUGGAAGUGGCUCCAAAGAUGAGACUGAAACUCCUCUGGUUGUCUGGGGUGCAGGGAUCAAAAAUUUGAAGUCUCGUCAAAAUAUUGAGCAAGCUGACAUAACUCCACUAAUUUCAUCACUCCUGGGGAUACCCAUUCCCGUAAAUAACGAAGGUGUCUUACCAAAACAAUUUUUAAAACUUGGACAAAAGGCAUACGGUGCACGUGCAUUACUGAACAACAUAAAACAACUUGUUGUGCAAGUAACAGCUAAUCGUAUUCAGAAUGAAGGUAUUAGUACACAGAAGCACAAGAAGGAACAAGAAUUAGAAAAGAAUAUAGUGAACAUAGAACAACUUCUUGCUGAAAAGAAAUUUAUAAGUGCUUUGAAACAAGGGGAGAAGACUAUAGAACUAGCGAAGACAUCAUUACUGUACUUCCGUCAAUACCAAAGAAAUCGUCUGAUGCUAUAUUUGACUAUAAUUUGGGUGGGCUGGAUAGCGAUGCUCUUUUUGAAAGUAACUGGAGUAUCUUAUCACGAGGAGAAACCAAGUCAAUUAUUAUUAGCUAAUAUUGGAUUCGCCUGUGGUGUUGUUUUGUUACUUAUUGAGCACAAAGUUUCAGGAUCUUCGGAUUGGAGAUUACCCUGUUAUGGGAUAACAGCGUUGGUUUCUUCGUGGCUAGCAGUACGGACUGGUAUGAAAUUAGUGCCAAAAUUGGACCUACGCAAUGAAAAAUAUCCGUGGGUUGGAAUUCUCGUAAUCAUUUUCCUAAUAGUAACAAUGUCAACUGGUUUAAUAUACCGUUGGAUUUUUGGUAUUGGAAUGCUCUUUGCAGCAGCUAUGCAAAGAAUUUUAUUGAAGGACAGUCAUCCAAUGCUCCCUUGGACAGCCAUAAGUCUUGCUGUGUUUCCAUUGCUGCCUGUCGUUGAGCCACAACCACGUAUAUACAUAGUUCUGGCAAGCCUGGUAGCUGCAGCAACAACAUUGCUGUUUAACAGAUCAAUGAGCAAGUCCUUGAAACUCAUGGAAGCUUUACGUUUAGUGACUACCAUGUCAAUAUGUGCCAAUUAUGUUGAUGGCCGUGGAUGGUUAUCAUGGAUAAUCCUACUUCUAACACCAUUUAGCAUUUGGGUACAUUCUGACAAUCCAAAAGAGAGAAUAGUAGGUGUAGCUCAUGGUCUUCUGUGCCCGCUGGCACUUUUAUCAGCUUCCUACGAGCCAAUUUUCUUCCUUGGACUGACAGCACAUUUACUGUGCUGGCCACUGCAUUCGACACUUUCACAUAGGAUGACUGGAGAGGUUCGUCUCAACAUACAAGAUCUGUCCAGAGCAGGAUUUCUCAUGUUAUACACUUUACUUUGUUUCUUCGGAACAGGCAACAUGGCCAGCAUAAGUUCAUUCGAUCCUUCAUGGACUCGUCACUUUGUUACACUUUUUUCACCGUUCACCAUGGCUGCUUUGAUUUUACUAAAAUUGAGCAUACCCCUCUUACUCGUCGGUUGCGUAAGCCGCACUUUGGUAUCAUACUCGAUUUUCUUAGCUGUACUUUUAUUAGGAGAUUGUUUAGCACUGCCAUUAAUGUAUGGCGUUACUUCUCAGGGUAGUUGGCUCGAUAUUGGCAGUGCUAUUAGUCGUUUCACUAUCGCCAUUACAUUACCCUGCUUAUUAUUGCUUUUAUAUCACCUGUCUUAUCCCCUUGUUACUAUUAAUCUCAAAAGAUCAAGUUCAAUUUCUGAGAAGGAACAUUUAGUGUAAACUGUCCAAUACAAUUGUCAAGUAAAAGAGACCAAAAACUUUUUUAUAAUUCUGAUCGCACUGAGUAUUCAAUAAAUCUGAGGUUUCUGCGGUGAACAUAUUGCGUUAAUAAUUGCAACUGGUACGCUAUGUUUAGAAAUCUUUAUACACUUGAGUAUAUUUUAUUGAAGUUCAUGAUUUGUUUCUUCGUGAGAAAUAGUUGUACUGUUAGUGUGCGUUGGAGCAUGAUCGCACAUUUCACGAUGGGUGCAGUAUUUAAUAAAUAAUGUACAAUAAAUUAUGUAAAUCUGAA